This is a messenger RNA of Saprolegnia diclina VS20, 823 nucleotides long. RefSeq lists its product as hypothetical. The transcript is spliced from 2 exons. The coding region runs from base 1 to 822 and encodes 273 amino acids. Lineage: Eukaryota; Oomycota; Saprolegniomycetes; Saprolegniales; Saprolegniaceae. The record is from RefSeq and is a predicted model, not a curated record.
AUGAACAUGACCGCAAUUCCCUCCUUUGUGAUGAUCAACGAGCAAACCUUCUCCGUCAUCGACGUCCCCGGCGACGGCAACUGCCUCUUCCACAGCAUCGUGGCAUCUCGCAACCUCAACUGUGCCAGUGCCGAGAAGCUCCGUGGCCGUCUCUUCGACUUCGCUUCUGGUGAAAAUCGAGGGCUUUGUGCUCGCAUCCAUCAUCAACUCGGCGUCCACACCGAGAACUUUGAUGUGUUUCUGGCCGGUCUGGCGCAGGACAGGACAUGGCGGUCGAUGGUGGACGUGUCCAUCGUCACUUUGGCGUUCGGUAUCGACGUGGAAACCGUCGCCUUCACGACCCGGGGUCUGUUUGUCUUCUCUGCCAAGAGCUAUCCGCACCAACACUGUGGCACUCAGGAGAAGGAGCCCUCAGAAGACACGAUCCGCGUGUCUUCGUGGACCGCCGAGUGUGAAGGACGCAUCUCCCUCGAGGACAUCCGUGAAGGCAUGACGAGCAUUCACCAAGUCGGCGACAUCGCGCUGAGCAAGCCUAUCAAGUCUCGACUCCGCGAGCUUUACUACGGUCACCGCAUCGACGCCCUGGGCGAUGCGACGCCGGGCGAUCUCUUUCGCGUCAGACGCGACCGCGUCUUCGGUUUUGUCGAGAAGGUCUACGCCGACAUCAAGGACAAUCGCACUCGUCGAUGGAUCGCCGACGCCUACGACACGUGCGGAAUGAACCCGUGGGCGACCAACCAAGAUCGGUUCAAGGCCCACGUAGACGGCUUGAACAUGUCUGCCGCGAUGCUCACCAAUUUGCAGCCCUUCACCCUCGACUAGG